Molecule: messenger RNA, 528 nt
Organism: Ostreococcus lucimarinus CCE9901
Lineage: Eukaryota; Viridiplantae; Chlorophyta; Mamiellophyceae; Mamiellales; Bathycoccaceae
Exons: 1
Coding region: 1-528 (175 amino acids)
Source: RefSeq, a predicted model, not a curated record
AUGGAUCCCGCCACCGGGUUGCCGUACGGCUGGAACGAGCGCACGAACGCGGUGAGCGACCCGGGCAGAGUGGCCACCGCGAGCUUCAGCGCGCGAGGCGCGUACGGCGCGAGCGACGAGGGCGACGCGUCGUACAAGACGAGCGAAGAGGUUGAGGCCUAUUGGAUGUCGAAGAUAGACGCGGAAAGGCGCGCGCAGGCGCCGGCGCCGCCGGGAAAGAAGUCGCACGACGAGGCGAAAUCGACGCAGAAACGGCUGCCGAUCGAUUGGGACGAACGCGCGAAGCGAAGGGCGGCGGACGCGGAGCGGUACGGCGCGAGCGCGAACGCGAGCGGCGGUUCCGACGCGACCGCGAGCGCGAGCGCGGCGACCUCGCCCGAGCUCGCGCUCGUGCGCGUCGCCACGAACGCGUGCGAGUUGCUGGCGGCGGUUUUAGAUCAAAGAUUGGUUUCGUUGCCCGAGGAGGAUCGAGCGGCGUUCGCGGCGGCUGUCUCGCGGUCGCUCGCGUUGGUCGUCAAAUGUCGAUGA